Messenger RNA from Moneuplotes crassus, 969 nucleotides. The record is from the annotation of a GenBank genome assembly. Lineage: Eukaryota; Ciliophora; Spirotrichea; Euplotida; Euplotidae.
AAUGAAUGGAGUUUUUGGACCCAGGAAUAGGGCCAAAGUUGAUACCAAAGUAGAUGUCAAUAACCCUUACAAGCAGACUAUCAGCAUAAAGACCAAGACUUUUGAUGCUAAUGACAAAGUAGCCACCAAGAAAGCCAAUGCCAUGUUCCAAGGCAAUGUGAGAAGUAUCGGCAUGAAUUUUGAGAGGCAAAUUCUAAGAAGUGAAUAUUGGAAAAAGCGCUUGCUGCAUGAGCAAAUGAAUUUUGGUGUGAAUAUUCAGGCUAAAAGAAAGCAGGUUGAUGAAUUGCAUUUAAACUUGAGAAGCAAAAGCCAAUGGGAAUGUAACCUAGGAGUAAACUUAGCAAAAGCAGCAAAAUUCUCAUCAAAAAUAAAUUACAAAUCCCUAAAUUUUGAUAUCUUUGGCCAUCACUUGAAGACUAACUUCAUAAAAAUUCCCUCAACAAACUUCUCAAUCAAGGCAAAGAUUGACUUAACUUCGCCAGCAUAUCCAUAUUUACAGAAAUAUUGUAAAGAUACUGAUUCUGACUCAUCAAGCUCAUCUGGCUCUAAAAAGAAAGAAAAAAAUCCUAAAAUUCCUCAUUUAAUGUAUAAAGGCUUUGGAGUAUUCUUAGCAGAGAUAAGUCUUCAAUAUCAACUCAAAAAUUUGGUUGUCACAGGAAAGCUCAAAAAUAUCACUGGAAAGCUCCUUAUCAAGCCUGAUCUGUCAAACCUGAGUUUCAGCAUCUCAAAAACUUUUUCUUCCCAUCUUGACAAACAUGUGAAAGUAAAUGGAAAACUUGGGUAUAAAUCAGACAGACUGUCGACCUCUUUUAAACUUUGUUAUGGCAAUAAAUGGAUGCUUGAAAUGACCUACUCUGAGAAAAUAUUCAACAAGCUAAAAGCAAUGGAUUUACCAAAGUGAGGUCUGUUAAUGCACAUCAACGUAUAAUUUGCUGCAUUCGUUAUCAAGACAAUUUAGAAAUUUCAAUA